CAGCAACAGGUUGUGCAGUGCGGUGGUUGAAAGUUGAAUUACUGUUUAAUAACAUAAACAAGAAUAAAAACAAGUUUAAAAUAAAUUGUUUAAUAUUUUAAAUAAUUUAAAAGCCCGAAGAUGACUAAAUAUAUGCCUUACAUAUUGUCGCUUGUUUUAAUAGGAUUUGUUGCCAAAACUAAUGCAAUUUGGUGCUACCAAUGUGUUUCAACUCAACCAGGAUGCGGAACACCAUUCAACUGGCUAUUCCACUGGACAAAAGUAUGCCCAGAAGAUGACGAUGUAUGCGUAAAAAUUUUAGAAGAAAAAGAUGGUGAAACUAUAAUUACAAGAGACUGUUUAAGCUCUAUGCAAGGCCUUCGAACAGACAUUCCAGCUGAUCAUUAUGAAGGUUGUAGGCCUGCAGCAGUAGACGUUAAAUUAGCCAAUUAUGUGAAUAACACUGUAAAAGAACUUGAUAUAUAUAGAAAUUACUAUGACAAUGUUACUUGGUGUUUCUGCUUUUUGGACCACCGAUGCAACAGCGGAAUUACAAUACAAUAUUCCACAAGUGUUUUACUACUAAGUGCCUUGUUAGCAGUAUAUCAACUUUUGUAGGUUUUUUUUAUUAGUCACAGAAUUAUUUUCUUUUAAACAAAUACAUGUAGAUAUUUCAGAUAAGAUAGGAAAGUCUAACUUGAGUUUAUUACCAUAAUCUAUUUACAAAUCAUCGUAUUGGUGGUGAACAGAGCUAAGCCACACACUUAUUAAUUGAAGAAAAUGGG
Psylliodes chrysocephalus is the source of this 764-nucleotide messenger RNA. The record is from the annotation of a GenBank genome assembly. NCBI's taxonomy places the organism in Eukaryota, Metazoa, Arthropoda, Insecta, Coleoptera, Chrysomelidae.